Thyridium curvatum is the source of this 2670-nucleotide messenger RNA. RefSeq lists its product as uncharacterized. Lineage: Eukaryota; Fungi; Ascomycota; Sordariomycetes; Thyridiales; Thyridiaceae. The transcript is spliced from 2 exons. Bases 1 to 2670 code for a protein of 889 amino acids. The record is from RefSeq and is a predicted model, not a curated record.
AUGGACGAUGCGGAAAUGACUUCAGAAAAGCCGACAUCUCCUGGGGACACGAUGCAGAUAGAUGACUUAGAUUUGCAAGAAGGAACCUUACCUUUGACAGAUGUACCGCAUCCUAGAAUGAUUAAGAAGCCCCAAGAUUCCCGACCGCAACAGCAACAGCAAUCAAAUGGUACUUGUUUACGUUCAGAUCAGCAAACCUAUCAAUUGAUGCAGGUUGACGACUUACAGGUCGGAAUCCUGCUGGAAGGAACUUUACCCGUUACAACACACGUCCCGCAACUGGAAACUUCCAAAACAGACGGAUUAACCCAAUCAGAGCCACAACACAACAACUCUCAGCAAGGCGAGCCGAGUCAUUGCUUCAGCAAACCGCAUGGAAUGCAAAGCCAUUCUCCGGAGCAUCUAGCCUUGGAAUCAGUUACCCAAAAAAUGCCAGAUUUGUCUAUGGAACAGUCGGUGACUUCACCAACGCUGGAGGCUAAACCGAAAGCGACAGCUCUGAUUGAGACAUUUAUAGACUUGACGGGCAGGGGGCGCGAGAAUCAAAGGAGACGUCCAAGGAUGCGCGAAGGUCGUUCCCGUAGCGGAUCCCCCGUAUCCCACGAAGAAGGGGUGCGAUCUCGCUCUCCGAUCCAGCCCCCGCGCCAAGAUGCACCACCCAAGGAUAAGACGGGCAUAUCUGGACCAGUACCACCAGAAUCAACCACUGAAAAAGUGGGUAUUAGCCCACAGCAGCUUGCCGCCUUGCCCUCAACCUACGAGAUGACGACAGCCAUAGGUACCAUGUACAUGCCCACGCAAGGCACUAUUGAAGCAGAGGAUGCAGUCGAGAUUCCCUCUACACUCGAGGCUGUACACUCGCCAGAACAACCAGCGCUUGAGCAAUCAAGGAGAUCCCCUGUCCAGCCGCCAGAGUCGAUUCCUGCCCCGCCCCUAUUUCUCUAUAUUGAUGAAAAUGAUAUUAGCGGUAACAGUGUUCUGCCGGACGAUAUGGUGGUUUCCCUAUGUGGCCCUUUUAUUGUGCCAGGUGAAAGGAUGACAGACAAUUUGAAGCGAUCUCCCAUCCAACCCCUUCAAUAUCCCGAUAUAGCUCCCCAUUUCAGUCCAAGGGGAAGGGAGUUGCCUCAUAAUGAAGCUGGUGGUGGAGAACCAUAUGCAAGUCCUAUGUCAGCCAUCGACGCCGAGCUACCGCUACCCGAGCCGUCUCAGUUUCACACGGACCAGGUUACCUCAGUUCAUCCUGAUACAGCCGAAGCAAAUCAAUCUUCCGGAGCCCAAGACAGACAGGACCCUGUGGAUGGAAACAACCGGGCUCGUAGUGGGGCUCUCGUAUCAAGUACUGUCCCAGAGGAUGAUCAUGGUGACAUUGCCAUGACAGCAGCUGAGCCUUUAGAAAGGUCUCCUAUCCAGCCCCCCGAGCUGGCCAGUGCUUCUUAUGUAGUCGGGGCGCUCGUAUCAUCCACUGACAGCAUGAUCAAUAGUUCUAGGAAUUCUAGAACUAGAUCAGUCAAGUCCCAAGGCGCCAAAAACACAAAAUCUGCUCUUACCAAACGAAAGGAGGCAAGAGCAUCCAGAACUACUACAAAGCCGACGUACACAUCUGCGGACAGGUUGGCUGGCCAGAGGACUGGUCACAAAGCACAAUCUUCAGAGGUCCACAAGCACGAGCGCUCAAGAGACGCCAACGGAGCCAAUAAUUCAACCUCAAAGCGAUCGCCUGUCAAACCUCCCGGACCUAGCUUGGCCGAUCAACAUUCAUCACAAGCCAUAGCAGAAAGACCCCUUCCACAGCAUACCCUCGAGCUGCAGACAUUGGAAAAUCAUCAACAAGAGUCUGGCCACCUAGCUCUUGACAUGAUGGCUUCUGAAAUCACACCUUCAGCUGUGGAUGAACCCAUCACGGUUCCAGAGAGACGCUCGCAUAUCUAUCCUCCAACUACAUCAGAUUUUCAGAUCGGACAACAUCAGCUAGUGAACUUGAUUCUAUGGCCAACCGAGCGCUAUGAAGGUCGGUCGCGACCGGCGGACUUGAGCCGGAUGGAGAUUGACACCGAAAUGCAACGAAAAAGGCGUAGAGAUGACUCAGACGACAGAUCCCAGAGCAAUACAUGUUUGCGUGAAGAUACUUCUCCCUCUAAUAAACGCCAGGCCAGACAUUCUGCAGCGGAGCUGCUGAAGCGAGCCCGGGCUCGAAAUCCACCAAGCAGCGGAAAUAUCCACCUUCCAGGGCAUGAAUCAGCCGAUAUGGAAGUGGAUGCUUCACCGCGCGGCAAUGUCAGUCGUAUUCUGAGUCUCCCGCCCAAGGCUCCUGCAAAGCCUGCCCACAAGAGUCGACGCCCCGAAAGACACCGAACAGUAGGCCCCACGAGACGUAGUGCGAGAAUUGAAGCCCGCAGUCGCCCACCCGAGACCCCUAUGGUUGCUACGUCGCAGGGCUGCGAAACUUCGUCCGGACACCAGGCGACUAGGGAGCAGUCAAGACGACGAUCCCCAAUCCAAGCUCCACCAAUCUCAACAUCAGAGCCCGUUGAGCCUAUUGAUACUGCUUCUAUAUUACGCCAAUCUCAGGCUCAAGCUUCCACAGAAAGACAAACAGCUAAUAAACGAGGAAGGAGAACCCCAUCAGUCAAGGAGAACCCCGGUCCCUUCACCUGGGCCGCUAAGACGUAG